Molecule: messenger RNA, 1852 nt
Organism: Pyrus x bretschneideri (Chinese white pear)
Lineage: Eukaryota; Viridiplantae; Streptophyta; Magnoliopsida; Rosales; Rosaceae
Product: organic cation/carnitine transporter 4
Exons: 2
Coding region: 83-1726 (547 amino acids)
Biological process (GO): transmembrane transport
Cellular component (GO): membrane
Molecular function (GO): transmembrane transporter activity
Source: RefSeq, a predicted model, not a curated record
CACCACCUCCUAAAACCUUCGACAUGGGAGACGCCGCCACCACCACCUCUUACAUAAGAAAUUAAUUAGGCCAAUUUAUAACAUGCCCACCAGCUCGUCAUCAUCGUCAUCUGAUUCGGGAGGUGAUCAGAGCCCUGACGAGCUCCGGUCGCCUCUGCUCUCCAAUGCGAAUAAAGCCGUCGGAGAGACUGAAUCAGAGAAGCUAUGCAUCGACGACAUGUUACAAAAGUAUUGCGGGGAGUUUGGUCCGUACCAAAUGAAGCACUUUGUGCUGACCAGCUUGGCUUGGGCUCUGGAGGCAUUCCACACCAUGGUCAUGAUAUUUGCGGACCGUGAACCGGCUUGGCGGUGCUUGGAUGGAGCAGCUGGUUCGGGUUGCGAUGCCAGGGCGAAGACCGUUUGUGGACUCAAACCGGGUUCGUGGGAGUGGAUCGGCGGUCUAGGAAGCUCGACCGUUGCUGAAUGGGGGUUGGUUUGCGAGGAGAAGUAUAAGGUUGGGUUGGCGCAGGCCUUGUUCUUCGGCGGCUGUAUGAUUGGUGCGGGAGUUUUUGGGCAUUUGUCAGACUCGUUUUUAGGAAGAAAAGGCUCCCUAACCGUUGUUUGCAUCUUGAACACCAUCUUCGGUUGUCUAACAGCACUCUCCCCAAACUACUGGACCCACGUCCUCUUCCGCCUUCUCACCGGCUUCAGCACAGGGGGGGUCGGCCUCUGCGCCUUCGUCCUUGCUACUGAACCUGUCGGUCCUACAAAGCGUGGUGCAGCAGGAAUGUCCACAUUCUACUUCUUCUCAACCGGGAUUGCAAUCCUCUCUUGCGUUGCGUAUAUUUUCCCACAAUGGCGCGAACUCUACAUUGCCUCCUCAAUCCCAUCAUUGCUCUUCUUGCUCAUUGUCCUACCAUUUGUCUCUGAGUCCCCAAGGUGGUACCUCGUACGAGGAAGAAUAUUGGAAGCCAUGAAACUAAUGCGCACGAUUGCAAAGUCCAACAAGAACCACCUUCCUGAGGGAGUUGUCCUAACCCUAGAUGAAGAAGCAAGCAAUGAUACUACUACUACAAAUGAGGAUGACCAAACGUACAAGGAACUAUUGGAGAGCAAAGAAGCAAUAAGUGGUUCUCUAAUUGAUGUGAUAAAGUCACCAGUUACCCGAAUCCGGUUAUUCCUAGCUGUGGCCAUAAAUUUCUUGUGCUCGGUCGUGUACUAUGGUUUGAGCUUGAACGUUGUCAACCUCGAAACCAACCUCUAUAUCAAUGUGUUACUCAACGCUGUGGCGGAAAUGCCAGCCUUCACAAUCACAGCAAUCUUACUAGACAAGUAUGGAAGGAAGCCAUUAGCAAUUGGGACGUUAUGGUUUAGUGGGGUGUUUUGUUUUGCUGGGAGCUUGGUGGGGAAUGUUGGGAUGUGGAAAGUUGUUAGGAUGGUGUGCGGGAUUUUGGGGAUUUUUGGGAUGGCAGGGACUUACAAUUUGCUUUUUAUUUACACCAUGGAGUUGUUUCCAACUGUGGUGAGGAAUGCAGCGCUUGGAUGUGCCACACAAGCCGCACAAAUGGGGGCGAUUUUGGCCCCGUUUGUGGUGGUUUUGGGCGGGGGUUUGCCAUUUUCAGUGUUUGCCGUGUGUGGGGUUGUGGGUGGAAUGUUUGCAUUUUAUUUGCCGGAGACGUUGAAUAAGCCUUUGUAUGAUACAAUGGCUGGGAUGGAGGAUAAGGAGGGUGCUUGCCUGAGUGUGUGAAUUUGUCACUUCUUGAUUAGAGUAAGUCUGUAAGAUUCAUGUGCCUUUUUGUUGUUUUUGGGGUGAAGCUCUUUUAGCUAGUAGUUGACAAUUAUAAAUGUUUACUAUGAUUGGGCUUGACCAUCA